Molecule: messenger RNA, 521 nt
Organism: Drosophila hydei
Lineage: Eukaryota; Metazoa; Arthropoda; Insecta; Diptera; Drosophilidae
Gene: Ssb-c31a
Product: RNA polymerase II transcriptional coactivator
Exons: 2
Coding region: 12-431 (139 amino acids)
Biological process (GO): positive regulation of transcription initiation by RNA polymerase II
Cellular component (GO): nucleus; transcription regulator complex
Molecular function (GO): transcription coactivator activity; DNA binding
Source: RefSeq, a predicted model, not a curated record
UUGUACUGUGAAUGCCAACUCAGUUGACGCAAAUUAUUUGCGCCAAAUUUUUCACCAAAAAGGAAUUGAGUUCUCAGAUUGAAAUAAAAAUGCCAAAAAUCAGGAAGACAAAAAAAAGCUCCUCAUCCGACAGCGACAGCGGGCCCGAUGAUCGUAAUCCACCGCCAAGCAAAAAGUCAAAGGAGAGCGCUGCUGAAAAAUCAAAUAAGAAUGAUAGUGGAGAUGGUAAUGGAGCCACCACAUGGACUCUAGAGGGCAUGCGUCAGGUGCGCAUCAAUGAGUUUCGUGGCCGGAAAAUGGUUGAUAUACGCGAGCACUAUGAGAAGGAUGGGAAAGUCAUGCCGGGCAAGAAGGGUAUUUCACUGUCGGCUUCGCAGUGGAAAAAAUUACUAGCAGUAGCGGACGAUGUUAGUCGCGCUCUUGAGGAAUGAAAGCAAGACAACAAGAAAAAGUAAUACUUAGUAGUUUUGUACAUUUAAACAAAAAACACUUAUAUACACACAAAUAAACGUGAAUCUUAA